Molecule: messenger RNA, 480 nt
Organism: Pungitius pungitius (ninespine stickleback)
Lineage: Eukaryota; Metazoa; Chordata; Actinopteri; Perciformes; Gasterosteidae
Gene: romo1
Product: reactive oxygen species modulator 1
Exons: 3
Coding region: 98-337 (79 amino acids)
Biological process (GO): protein insertion into mitochondrial inner membrane; protein import into mitochondrial matrix
Cellular component (GO): TIM23 mitochondrial import inner membrane translocase complex
Source: RefSeq, a predicted model, not a curated record
AUGGAGGUUUGAUAGAAAGGCAUUUAAACGCAGCUGCCCUCGAAACUACGAGAUACACGAAUCACACGUACUGUAAAACACACACACGCACGUCAAGAUGCCCGUGGCCGUCGGUCCGUAUGGUCAGACCCAGCCCAGCUGUUUUGACCGGGUCAAGAUGGGCUUCAUGAUGGGGUUUGCGGUGGGGAUGGCUGCUGGCGCCAUGUUCGGCACCUUCUCCUGUCUCAGGAUCGGCAUGCGCGGCAGGGAGCUGAUGGGAGGAGUGGGAAAGACCAUGAUGCAGAGCGGCGGAACGUUUGGCACUUUCAUGUCCAUCGGUAUGGGAAUCCGCUGCUGAGGAAGAGGAGGAGGAGGAGGAGGAGGAGGAGGAGGAGCAGCACCCCCCUCGGUUACACUGCUAUGGGACUUUUCCAAUAACUACAGCUCUGUCACGCUCAACCCACCGUCUAGUUUUGUCAAUAAAUGUUCAGAUCCGUCAAA